UCCCGCCAGCGAAGAGACAACACACAGCGACAGAGCGCUCGGCAGCUCGACUUCAAAACAACCAAAAUAUUUUACUUUCAAUAUAUUUCUGAAUUGUGUUUUCGAAUACAUUGCGCGUGCAUCGAAAGCAAGAAAACAAAACUUGGCUCGCAUAUAAAUAUUAGAAAUAUAUUCGAAUUAGUUGACAACAGUUGCGCGAAACGUGGCGAAUGCGGAAGUGAUUGAAAAGCCGCCGGCAAAAGUCGCGUUAAGGAUGUGCAAAAAAAUAAAAGUAUUCUGAAACAAAAGUAAUUGUUGUUAACAAAUUGUGCAAACAAAAGCGAGUCGCUUUUCAGUCCAGUGUGUAUGUGUGAGUGCGAGUGUGUUUUGUACCUGUGCCUGAGUGCAUAAAUCAUUUGCAUAUCCUUGCGAAAUGAAUCAAGUGCAUAUUCAAUUAAUCAGCAAAAAUUAAAAAAAUUGAAAUAAAAAAUCAUUUUUAAAUGAGCUGCAACAAGUGCCAUGCAAAUAAUGCUGAAAUAAAUCAAUUUUUAAAUCAUUUUGUGCCUUGAACUUGUCCCUGACUUGUGUGACCUACAACCAACAACAAAAGAGAAGAAAAUUAAAUAUAUAAAUACAAAAUUUAAUUGAAUUAAUAAAUUUGUAGCAAAAAGCAUUUUUGCUCUCUUCGUUUUGUGAGUUUGCAUUGAUGCUAAAAAUUCAGCUUAAAUGCAUACGGAUAUUAUAAUUGGUGAUCAAUUUGCCACCAACAACAAUUUCUGGGUGAUGCAGUCCCCGGAACUGGAUUAUCAGCUGAUGGGACGUCUGCAUAAGAUUGAGCCGGCCGAUGUUGAACUGGAAGUGUUGGCAGCGGCAGCUGCUGCCUCCAACAACAACAACAACAAUAGUACGAAUAACAACAAUAACAACAACAGCAGCAGCAACGACAGCCAAACGGGGAACAACAACAACAACAAUUCGGCAGCCUCACAACAUCAUCACCAUCAUCAGUUCCAUCAUCAUCACCUGCAUUCGCAUCAUCAUUCGCAUUCGCAUGCGCAUCAUCAUCAACAUCAUCAUCAGCAUUUGCAUCACAGUCUCCAGAGCGGCGAGAGUGGAGCAGCUUUAGAUGCUUGGCAGCUAGCUGCCUCCAGUUAUGCCAGCGAUCAGCAACAACAACAGCAGCAACAACAACAACCCGCCAUCUCGCCCAAUUCCAAUUCAAAUUCCGCCUAUGGAUGCGCGCCUCUCUACGAUGGAGCGCCCUACGAUGUGGCACUUGGGUAUGCCGGGGCAGCGGGCAACGGCGCGGGGGGCAAUCCAACAGCUGCCAACAGCGCCGAGAAGGAGUAUCUAUAUGAAACCAAAAACAAAGAGGCUCUCUUCGGCGAUCCCCUCGACGAUCCAUAUCAACGGCCAGCGCUGUGGGAUGAUAUUGCCACCUCAAUACAGAAUAUUGAUCCAGAGAAUGCGCUGAUGCUGAGUGCCAGCAAUGCGGUGGCACACGGCAGCAACAGCAGCGACAAUCCAGCGGCAGCGGCGGCAACACAACAACAGCAGCAACAGUUGCUGCCACAGGUCAAAAUGGAAGCAAUAGAUGAAACUCUGCUCGAAACUUUCUCGACACCAAUGCUCAGUCCCAUGGAGAUAAAAACUGAAAAGCAGCAGCGACAACAGCAACAGCAACACCAGCAGCAGCAACAACAACACCAUCAGCAGCAGCAGCAACAGCAACAACAACAUUACCAUCAGCAGCAGCAGCAGCAGCAGCAACACUAUCAGCAACAUUAUCAACAACAGCAGCAACACUUGUACCAGCAUCAUCCGAGUCUCUCGUUGCCUGGCCUGCCACCCGCUGCUGAAGUUGUUGAGCUGCAGCUGCAUCAGCAACAGCAGCAGCAGCAGCAGCAACAUCAGCACAGUGGCAGCAACAGCCCAAAGCAACCGCAAGCGGGCAACGACAGCAGCAACUCCUAUCAGCAACAAUACGCAUCUCAGCUGAGCAGCGCAUCAGCCGCUGGCUAUCUGAACAGUAGCAGCAACAACAACAGCAGCAGCAGCAAUAGCAAUGUGUCUGGUGGCACCAGCAGCAACAGUAGCAACAACAACAGCAGCAACAGCAUCGUCACCAGCAGCAGCAGCAGCAACAGCUAUGGCUACAGCUGGCACAGCAGUCAGACAUUUCACACCAAAUACCAAAUACACCCGCCAUCAGCAGCUGUCACAGCGUCACCAAACACUGCCACGCCCACAGCUCAACAUCUACUACAACAGCAGCAACAACAACAACAGCAGCAACAACAGUUGCAGCUUUGUCCACCGGCUGCGCCCAGCACGCCCUCGGUUAGCUCUGCCUCCUCAUCGGCAGGCAGCGCCUCCUCGAACUCGUCGAGCUCCAACUCGACGCGCCACAUGUUCGUGCCCCCGCUGACGCCGCCCAGCUCAGAUCCCGGCAGUCCAGGCGCCUCCAUGGUGGCUGCUGCUGCUGCCGUUGCUCAGGCCCAGAGACGCAGCACGCCACCGCCGCCCUAUCAGCAGGGACACGGAUUGGUUGGCUUGUGUCCCAGUCUGGUCAAUCCGGCGCCUACGUUGCAGCUGCUAGGCGCGACCACGCCCACUACGCUCACCACUCUCACGCCCGCCCAUGCAGCAACUGCCGCCGCAGCAGCAGCAGCAGCUCAACAACAACAACAACAGCAGCAGCAACAGCAACAACAGACUGUGUCACAGCCACCACCACCUCCAAGCAGCGGAGGAGGAGGAGGAGGAAGCGGAGGAGGAGGACGACGUGGCAGGCACUCGCAUCAUCAGCCAGGGACGCCAGCUCACAUCGCCAGUCUGAUGAGCGUGCGCACUGUGCGCUAUAAUCGACGCAAUAAUCCUGAGCUGGAGAAGCGACGCAUCCAUCACUGUGAUUUUGUGGGUUGUUCCAAGGUGUAUACGAAGAGCUCACAUUUGAAGGCGCAUCAAAGGAUACACACUGGUGAAAAACCCUACACGUGCCAGUGGCCUGAAUGCGAAUGGCGCUUCGCUCGCUCCGAUGAACUGACGCGACAUUAUCGCAAACACACUGGCGCCAAGCCCUUCAAGUGCAUCGUCUGUGAGCGCAGCUUUGCGCGAAGCGAUCAUCUGGCACUCCACAUGAAGCGCCACAUGCCCAAGAAUAAGUGAGGAGAGGCAGCAGCAGAAGGAAAAUAAGUUGGAGGAGGAGUCGCUGCAGCAGCUUGCAGCUACAAAUCAACUAUAUCACAAUCCAAAGGACUUUAGUUAAGAUAAAUUUGAAAAAUAAAAAAAAAGAAUUGUUUAGUAAAUGGUUACUACUACAUAUUAAUAAUAAUAAUAAUAAUAUAAAUAAUCACAACCUGAAUACUAAUUAAUGUAAGAACUAAAGUAUAGAAGGCAUUCGAGUUCAGCUUUACGCCAAUUGUGCCUCAGCCUGAUCCCAGCUCUCUAGAUAUUGGCUCGAUCUAACGAAAAGAGAGCAAAGUAUCUCUUUCGCUCGCUCUUUCUUGCAAAACUCAAGCGUACUUUAAGUAAAUGAAAUUUCCACCUGCUUAACUACUACAUUUAAAUGCAAAUCUAAAUCUAAGCACCAAAAUCCUAACUAACGAUAACUCAUCACACACAAAAAAACAAACACACACACAUCGUAGUUUAUUAGGUCUAAGUGUUCAAAAUCUUUUCUCCUCUAUCUGCCACUCAAUUAAUGCGAUGGCCCCGUGUAUUAAAGUGCAUAUAUUACAUACUAUACUAGAUUAUAGAUCCUUGUAUCAUUUAUCUAAAUGUAGGACAACAUUAUCGCCAUUUGUGUCAUUUGUCGCCUAGUUUCUGUAUAGUUUUUCCCCUUAGCCAUAAAUUUAUGUUAGUCUGUAUGUAUGUGUAUUGUAUUGUAUGUUAAUCUAUAAUUUCAGAUAUAUGUAUGUUUAUCUGGUAGAAGUUGAUACCGAGUGCUCUACGUAGCUAGCGUAUUAAUGUAUGUAAUCUUAUGUGUCUCUAUAUCGUUUCUAAACACCAAAAAGUGCUGGCACAAAAUCAUCAAAUAAUAAAAUGUUUUUGAAAAACCAAAUUGGCUUUUUUAUUUCGUAUAACAAUUGGUCCACUCACUUGGCUAUAUAUGUAUGUAUAUAUCGAGGUACAUGAUCAUCAGGGAAAUGAAUAAGAAGAGCUGUCCCAUUGAACAGACUUGCGACCAUUUGUUCUCACAGACUCGAGUUAUAGAUUAAACCGUUGGCUCAUCGAAUGUGUAACUGAUUGGAAGGAGAACUGGCAAUAUGAAUUUGCCACCCUCAUAGGGAGUAUCUUUAGACCCAUCGAAAGUCACUACCCACCUAAACAGAUUGUCUUGAAUCAGCUGAACUUUGCAGAGUUCGCUAUGCAACGUCACAUUUUGAAGUUAUUAUUUAAAAACAUAAAUAUGGUAACUUACUUCACGACUCGUUGAUGACACAAUGAUUAGACUCUCUGUCAGUGUAUUUGCAUAACUUACGUGACAGUUUUCUCAGUAUUAUAAAUAAAAUUUUUAUCGAUUACAAAAA
Molecule: messenger RNA, 4511 nt
Organism: Drosophila nasuta
Lineage: Eukaryota; Metazoa; Arthropoda; Insecta; Diptera; Drosophilidae
Gene: dar1
Product: dendritic arbor reduction 1
Exons: 6
Coding region: 706-3147 (813 amino acids)
Biological process (GO): regulation of transcription by RNA polymerase II
Molecular function (GO): DNA-binding transcription factor activity, RNA polymerase II-specific; RNA polymerase II cis-regulatory region sequence-specific DNA binding
Source: RefSeq, a predicted model, not a curated record